Molecule: messenger RNA, 2032 nt
Organism: Lolium rigidum
Lineage: Eukaryota; Viridiplantae; Streptophyta; Magnoliopsida; Poales; Poaceae
Product: zinc finger CCCH domain-containing protein 13-like
Exons: 10
Coding region: 465-1451 (328 amino acids)
Molecular function (GO): metal ion binding
Source: RefSeq, a predicted model, not a curated record
UCCUUCUACGGAAGAACUUUAUUCAGAGCUAUCAGUUGGUUCCUCUUCUCAGUCAGAUGCAUGAUAUGCUCAGUGUGCUAAAACCAUGUAUUUCAGCUUUCACAACUAAGUGCUCUUUGAAUACGCUGCUCCAAGUUUUCUUCUUCAGCUUUAUCCUUUCCUGCCAGUCCAAGUGUUACAACUGAACAAGAAUAAUUGAAAUCAAUAUGCAAAUGUCUGAACAAGUGAAGUUAGAUUACUUGGUGGUACUGCAAUUGUGGAAGAUCUUUCUUCAUGAUAUUGAAAUUUGGAGUAAUCAUCAAUGUCACCUCAGAUGACUAAAGUGCUGGAUCUGUUUUAAGUGGUGCAUCAUAAUGUGUAAUCAUAUAUUGGUAUCCCUCUUGCAUUAGUCUUAUUGGCACUUCUGUUUUAUGGAAUAUGAGGUUUUCCUGGACUCUGCUACUUAUUGCUAAUUGAAUAAUCAUAUGGCUCAAGUUUUUGGGAGACCUGAUCAUAGAGAAUUUAGAGGCAGGCCUGAGAGAAGAAGCCCACCCCAUCGAAGGUAUUCCGCUGACAGAGGUACCAGGGGCAAUCUAUUUCGUGACCAGAGGCCAAAUUCUCGAGACAGGGGAUCCAGCCACUCAAGAUCUCCCAUCAGGAAGAGUGAGAGAAGGCAUAAUAAGAAGAAAGUUGAUGAUGACAAAUCUGAUUCAGCAGGCAGUUUGAACUCCUCUGAUAAUGAAGAUAGAAAAAAAGAUGACAGACACUCCAGCGGUAAUGAGAAAGAUGAUAUUGAAGCACAGCUGAAACAAAUUGCACUGGAUAUGAAAGCAUUACAUGAAGAUAAAUCUAAAGUGCAGAUGAUAUUGGACCAGAAGAUUGACGAAGCAGGCAUACUGUCUACCAAAGUAGAUCAUCUUGAAUUGCAGUUGAAUAAAGAGAAACAAGAUUGCGAAAGGAUGGCCUCCAAAAUAAAGAAACUCGUCAAAGCACAUGGGCGUUACUUGAAAGCACAGGAGGAUUUAAAAAGGUCGCAAGGACGUUUUGAGAGGUUGGCUGAUUCACUUGCUUCUGAUUCCUUGAAGUCUGGUACCAAAGAGCAAGGUUACAGUGUGAAUGCUGAUAAUGAUGACCCAUAUUAUGAUUAUGAAAUGAGCCCAUAUGAUCAGAGACAGAAGCAUGGUUUAACAGCUGGGAAAAGGUCUACUGCCCUUUCAGCAAGUGAAGAAGAUAAAUCAGGGAAGAAAAGGAGAGUGAAUGGUGAUGAUAUGAUCCAUAUGUCAGGGAAAUAUAUACCAGAAGAUGCUCUAGAGUCUUUCAAAAACAGCAAUGGAACUGAUACACCAAAAUCAUUAUCUAUGAAGAAAUUAGGGGAAGGUGACAAUAAUGACGAAAGAAAUGUCAUUUCUUCUCACAAUGAUUUUGCAGACAGGUACAAUGGCAAUGGGGAGGAGGAUCACGUCGACGUGUAGAUUCCCGUGGUGGUUGACAGAUUUCAACAGCAAAGUGUAACUUGAAAUGGAGGAAAACAUGGUGCUUUUGAAACCAGGGCUUGUUAUAUCAUCUUCAGUUCUUUAUACAUCGGGCAGUAGAAGUUCAGCACCCUGUUAACUUUCUUCUGCAGCAGUAACUUAUGUGAAGACGGGCUGAAGUAUUGAGAAACAGAUUAUGCUCAUGUGAAGUUUUCGUCUUAAUAUCGCCGAGCUCUUGGAAGUUACUACUACCUGAGCUUGUUUAUGACAGGCCUUCCUAGUAUCGGUUGAGGUUUUGACAUCCCUGUUAUACUGCUGCCUGCUAUUUAAAGGCUUGUUUGUGCCUAUGUAGGUGACGUUGCACCAUAUGUCACUAAAUUUGGGAUGUCUGCCAGUUUGGUCCCUGAACUUGUGGGUUACACAUUUAGGCCUCUUUAUUACUGAACUUGUAUAGUAGGCCAUCAGAAUCUGAAUCCUACUUUAUUGGUAAAUUAGGAACAUAACAAUUGAGCUUCACAUUUUUACCAUUGCGAUCUAAAUUAUACUAUUGCAGGAGUGAUACCUUUUGUGGUUGCCGCUUA